This is a messenger RNA of Peronospora matthiolae, 1932 nucleotides long. NCBI's taxonomy places the organism in Eukaryota, Oomycota, Peronosporomycetes, Peronosporales, Peronosporaceae. The record is from the annotation of a GenBank genome assembly.
AUGGGAAUUUCUACGGCGCCGUACGAGUAUCAAGCGUGCAUGGAAAAGAUAUUUGGUGACCUGGAUUUUGUCGUCGUUUAUCUGGACGAUAUUCUCGUUUAUUCUAGUAGCGAGAAGACUCACCUCAAGCACCUGGGUAUUGUGUUCAAGCGUCUAAAGAAGUAUGAUGUUACGCUUAACGGCAAGAAGUGCCACAUUUUACGCGAGUCUGUUGACUAUCUUGGCUUCACUCUUACAUCCGAGGGGAUUCAUCCCCAGCAGACGAAGAUUCAAGCGAUCCAACAGAUCGCCGUACCCGAGACCAGAAAGGAGCUACGCCGCUUCCUCGGGAUGAUUAAUUACUACAGGGACAUGGUACCGAACAAGACGAAAUUAUGCCAGCCACUUAACCGCUUCACAAGCGCUAAAGUCCCUUUCGAAUGGCUAUCCAGUGACACGGAAGCGUUUCACGCUGUUCAGAAAGCGUUUGCGCAAGCUAUCCUGCUCGCGUUUCCCGAUUUCGAGCAGCGAUUUCACGUUUAUGCCGACGCCAGCGGUAAGCAGAUCGGCGGCAUCAUAAUGCAAAGAAAUCAGAUCCUUGCAUGCUACUCGCAAAGUCUGAACAAGCACCAAGUCAAUUACACUACUAUGGAACUCGAGAUUCUUUCGAUCGUGGAAAUUUUGCGCGAACAUCGCACCAUGUUGCUCGGUUUUCCUGUGGUCGUUCAUACCGACCGCAAGAACCUCAUAUAUCCUACCGAAACCAGUGCCUGCGAGUCAAGCGCUAGAAGCUUCUCCUCUCGGAAGACAAAGUCUAAGUUGCAGCUUGCGGAGGAGGUUUUUUCGACGACGGAUGAGCCAGACUGUGUCAUGCAUGGUCCUGUCCUACGAGAGCACCAAGAGAGAGACGCCAUGAUCCAGAGGAUCGAGACUUCCUGCCUUAAAGGCAACAACAACCCCGACUACCAGCUCCUACCGCUACUUGGCUGCACACUGGUUGCGUACCAAAAGCGCGUCAUUGUGCCCGACAGCCUGCGCGAUGACCUAAUUAAUUGGUACCAUUUGAGUCUCAGCCACCCGGGAAGUGAACGCCAGUACAAGACGAUGAGACAGGUGCUUUACUGGCCCGGCAUGGAAGCCGCUAUAAACAAGGAGACGAAGAAUUGUCUCGUUUGCAAGAAGGCCAAGGUACAUGGAGGCAAGCAAGACUACGGAUUAUUGCCACCUCGGACACUUAAAACAGUGAACCCUUUCGACUCGGUUCACGUUGAUUUAAUUGGUCCCUACGAGGAAGGAUAUUAUGGCAUCACUAUGGUCGAUCACGCCACGCCUUGGCUGGAAGUGGGUAUCCAGCCUGAUAAAAUUUCUCUGACCACAGCCGAGAGCUUCGAUCGUGAAUGGCUUUGCAGAUACCCGCGUCCAGUAAAAGUCAUCCAUGACCAAGGGACGGAGUUUACGGGUGAAGAGUUUCAGGAGAUGCUGCGCAGCUACGGAAUUCAGUCCAAGCCCAUCACAAGCAAGAACCCACAAGCAAAUGCGAUAUGUGAGCGCGUGCAUUUGGAGAUUUUGAGUGUCAUCCGUUUCUACGAUGGAAUUGACUGGAAAAAGACCAUACACUACGCUGCGUUCGCCGUGAGAGCAAGCUACCACAGCAUUCUCAAUGCUUCGCCAGGUCAGCUUCUCUUCGGACAAGACAUGAUCACUCGCCAGCUUUACAAUGCUAACUGGAGCUACCUAUCCAAGCGCCGUUUCGAUGCAAUCCUCGCUGACAACGACCGCGAAAACAGCAAACGCCUUGAGCAUUUCUACAAUGCAGGCGAUCACGUGAUGCUGCGGGCUCCCAAGCAAUUUCGUGCGAAGCUUCACACCGUGGCACACGGACCGUUCCUAAUACGUGCAGUUCAUGACAACGGAACUGUCACUAUCGACAAGGGUAAACGACCAGACGCGUGA